AUGCUCAAAUUGCAUCUCGAGAGGCGUGGCAUGCGAACGGGAGCAGAGCUUACCAGGGGCAGCUUCAGCAUUGGUAAGCAUUUCCGAGUCACUCUGACUUCGAAUCAUGCUCUAAAAUAUGCCAAGGCUCAGAGCGCCGUUCCGGCGACGUCGUACAACAAUGAUCCUGAUGUUGUCGCCAGGCUUCAGAGAUUGGAGGAGCUACUUCAACGCGUUGAUGCGAAGGUCUCAGCGACGCCAGUAGCCUAUAAUUCGCACACGACGCCACAUAGCUUGCCCCAGCAGCUGACACCAUCGGAUUCCUACCAUACACCGAUCACCGACGACACUGAAGCCGCACACAAUACUGAUACUCGACAUCUCGAGAACAUAGGAACCCACAAUAACGAGAUCAAACUGGCCAUCGACUUAGAGUAUCGCAUCGUCCACAUCAACUAUAUCAAUUAUGUCGAAAAGCUCAGCCGCUUGCGUUCAUCGACGCAGGCGCAGAUGAUAUACCUGCCGCAGAAGUUCCAGGCCAUUGUAUUCUUGGAUGUGUACCAUCAGCACAUCGAAUUCCUACAUCAUGUCACCUACACUCCGCAUGUAUACCGAACGCUGGAUCUUGUAUACGAAGCCAUCGAAAGGCACGAACAACCGUCGCCAGGAGCUGUUGCACUCUUGUUGAGCUUGUUCGCAAGCGCUGCAGCCCUGAGAUAUGCUAUCGGUCCCGCUGUCGAUGUUCCUGGGAUGCCAAUAUCCGGGGACGAAGCCGAAGUCUUGUGCACUGUCUGGGCUCGCUAUGCAUUUGACUGCCUCGAUUCAUCACGUCGGCUAGGCCUCGUAAGCAUGGAAGACCUUCAAGCGUCCAUCACUGCGUUCUUUCUGAUGUAUAACCUGGAGGGAUUUUCGGGACGGUCCCGAAGUGGCAUGGCGGUAGCUCUUGCUAUCGCGAAGGACCUGGGGCUUCACCGACUUGAUCAUCCGGAUACAAGACAAGCUUCUUAUCAGAACCUUGACAAAGUCGAGCUGGAGGUGAGAAGAAGGAUAUGGUGGCACUUAACGGCCACUGAUUGGCAGCUCGGCGUUAGUGGUGGGCCUUCUGAAGGAACUUACUCAGUACAACCAAGGCAUAUCGCGACCAGGCUACCAAGACAUAUCGAAGAGGAAGAUCUCGAGAUCCAAGAUUCUACCUUCGAGCGUCCGCUGACGACACCAACGGCAUCGUCGUACUUGAUCCAACGCAUCAAGCUGGCCGAAGUUGCCCGUCACAUCAUCGACACGAUCCCGCUUGGGUCUUCAGGAGCCGAUUCUGUUCGAUACGAAGACAUCAUCGCGCUUGAUGGCAGAUUUGCAGCUUUUCUCAGAGAGCUGCCGCCAUUCUUUCAAUUCGACCCAGUCAAUGAUGCACAUUAUCAAAGCUUGUAUGCUGAACGACCCUCCAUACUGGUCCAGAAAUACACGACCAACAUGAUCUGUCAAAUGCGACGAUGCCGACUGCAUCAGCCAUUCUUGGUCCGUGGCUUCACCAAUCCUGCUUAUGCACACUCGCGAAACGUCUGUCUCGAGUCAGCCCGCAAGGUCAUCGCGAUCAAACAUCAGCUUGACAGGCAGAAGUCCAUGGCUACCAGCCUCUUAGCCAUGUCUGGAAUUCACCAUCACAUGUUCUUUGCUUGCGUCGCAUUAGUCAUGGACCUCUGCUUUAACAUGAACGGGAAGGGUGAUCGGCAAUGCAACAGUUCAGAGGCAGCGCAAAGGUUAGCAGAAGUCAAGGACGCGCUCAGCGUGCUCGAGGGUGCCAAAGAUCGUAGCCCAGUGGCCAAGAAGUUUCUCGACUCGCUGAUGGAUGUGAUGAGAAAACACAAAGUUCGAUUCAUUGAUGGACCGGCUGCUGAAUCACAGCAAAGGAGCACGCCGCCUUUCGCUGCUUUUGGAGCACUUGCCAACGGCGUGGCUCACGGGGUCCCACAGGCGGCACCAGUGCCCGAUGGCCUGCCAUCGAAUUCACAAAUCUUUGACGACAACUUUGAUGCAAUGCAGACCCAGCAUGAUCAGCACGAUCAGUCUGACUUUGACGAGAUCUGGCAGUCAUAUAUCGAACAUGGACCGAAUUUCGAUGCACCUGACUGGGACGAGCUGUUCCUUGAUCUGCAGAUGCAGCUCAAAUAG
Molecule: messenger RNA, 2148 nt
Organism: Cyphellophora attinorum
Lineage: Eukaryota; Fungi; Ascomycota; Eurotiomycetes; Chaetothyriales; Cyphellophoraceae
Exons: 3
Coding region: 1-2148 (715 amino acids)
Source: RefSeq, a predicted model, not a curated record